ACUCGCUAGUCUUCAGCGGCGAGAUUAGUACUCUCUCUUGUUCUCUUCUAUAUAAGGCACACAUCAUCUUAAUAACUCUAUUGUCUCCCUCUACCUACCUCACCUUCCUCUCUUGUAGCUCUUCAUCUCCCUUUACCUUUUUAACUGGGUUGGGUCCCGAAGGAGCCAGAACCCAUUAGAUAAGCAUGACAAUAAAUUUUACAAAAAUACCCUAUAGAAAGUAAAAACUGCAACCUAGUCCAAGCACUUUACAGACCCCAUAUCAUCAUGAUAGAUUGUAAUUAUACCCUGCCUAAAAGCAUCACCAAGAUCCAAGACCUCUAUCGCCGGGGAUGAACUACUUGGGAUGGAGGCCUCGCUUAUGGCGUAGGGUUGCAGGCCCUUGAUGGACACUUGACUGCCUCCCUUAUGGCGUCAAGCCGGGAGGAAUAGCAGGAGCUGGUGCCGAAGUCGCUAGAAAUGCCUCCCUACCUUGGCCGUGGUCAUUUGUCAACGUCAUUUUCGUCGUCACGUAGUAUUAGCGGUCAAUAUCGAUAAUCCCGAGGCAACCGAUAGAUGUCUCAAAUUCUUGCCGCUCUUGUUCUAAAGUCUCCAUAUACAUAGUAUGUAAUUUCACAAAAAAUAAUAAUAUAUAUAUAUACAUAGUAUGACUAUGUAUAUAUAUGUGUGUGUCCAGUUUAAUGGUAGAGUGGUAACGUUCUUCUUGAGAACAGAAGGAACACGCGAUACAGCACAAAAAUGGCUCCUCGAGACCGCAAGACGAGCCGAUCAAAAGAUUUCCUCCUGAGCUCAGGAACGGCAGCCGUGCCGGUGAAGUCACGCAGCGCCGUCCCGGACACGCCGCCGGUCCUGUUCGCGUACGGGGCGCUGCCGUACCAGCAGAGCGGCGGGCGGCGGAGGUGGCGCGAGUGCACCGUCGUGCUGGGCGCCGUGGCCAUGGUGGCGCUCUUCCUCACCCACGCGCUCCUCCCAAGGGCCAGCGUGUUGUCCGAGGAGACGCGCGGGCAGGCACGAGCGGACCAGAACAUCAUAGUCGCUGCCGGCGCCGAUGCCGACGGGUUCCCGUGGAGCAACGAGAUGCUGCAGUGGCAGCGAACCGGGUUCCAUUUCCAGCCGGAGAAGAACUACAUGAACGAUCCAAACGCUCCCAUGUACUAUCGUGGACGGUACCACUUCUUCUACCAGUACAACCCCACCGGCGUCGUCUGGGGCAACAUCACGUGGGGCCACGCCGUGUCGCGGGACCUGGUCCACUGGCGCCACCUCCCUCUCGCCAUGGUGCCCGACCAGUGGUACGACAUCCACGGCGUUCUCACCGGCUCCGCCACCAUACUCCCCAACGGCACCGUCAUCGUGCUCUACACAGGCAAAACCGACACCUCUGCUCAGGUCCAGUGCCUCGCCCUUCCCGCCGACCCGGAUGAUCCCCUCCUUGUCAACUGGACCAAGCAUCCCGCCAACCCUGUCAUCCUCCCGCCCCCCGGCAUCGGCCUCCAGGACUUCCGCGACCCCACCACCGCCUGGUUUGACCGGUCUGACCUGACAUGGCGCACCCUCAUCGGCUCCAAGGACAACAACGGCCACGCCGGCAUCGCCUUGAUGUACAAGACCAAAGACUUCAUCAGGUACGAGCUCAUCCCCGAGGUGCUCCACCGCGUCGAGGGCACCGGCAUGUGGGAGUGCGUCGACUUCUACCCGGUCGGCGGCAGCAACAAUUCCUCCGAGGAGGCGUUGUACGUGUUGAAGGCGAGCAUGGACGACGAACGACAUGACUACUACGCGCUCGGGAGAUAUAAUGCGGCGACCAACACGUGGACGCCGUUGGACCCAGAGCUGGACGUCGGGAUCGGGCUGAGGUAUGACUGGGGAAAGUUUUUCGCUGCCACGUCUUUCUACGACCCGGUGAAACGGCGGCGCGUGAUGUGGGCUUAUGUCGGCGAGACCGACUCCUUGAGUGCCAACGUUGCCAAGGGAUGGGCUUCGGUCCAGACGAUUCCGAGGACGGUAGUGUUGGAUGAGAAGACCCGGACGAACCUCCUCCAAUGGCCGGUAGAGGAGAUCGAGGCCCUCCGCUUCAACAGCGCCGACUUUGGCGUCAUCACUAUCCACACUGGAUCCAUCAUCCCUCUCCGCCUCCGCCAAGCCACUCAGCUUGACAUCGAGGCCUCCUUUCGCCUGGACGCUUCCGCUAUUGCCAUCAUCAACGAGGCUGACAUCAACUACAACUGCAGCACCAGCGGUGGAGCCUCAACCAUGGGCGCACUUGGUCCCUUCGGCCUCCUCAUCCACGCUACUGGUAAUGGUGGCAGCGAACAACUCGCGGUUUACUUCUAUGUAUCGAGGGGCCUUGACGGGGCACUCCGAACCCACUUCUGCCAUGACGAAUUGUUGUCGUCUCGGGCGAAUGAUGUCAUGAAGAGAGUGGUGGGCAGCACGGUGCCAGUGCUCGAUGGCGAGGCUCUAUCUGUGAGGGUGCUCGUGGACCAUUCGAUUGUGGAGAGCUUCGCGAUGGGUGGGAGGUUGACGGCCACGUCGCGGGUGUACCCAAUGGAAGCCGUCCACAUGGCAGCGGGGGUAUACCUUUUCAACAACGCCACAGGCUCCUCCAUCACCGUCGAGAAGCUUGUAGUUCAUGAGAUGGCCUCGGCAUCUUACAACCAGACUUUCGUGGCCGACGACGACUCGUAGCUUCAGUAACCUAUAUACUAAUCUGGUAAUGGGGUUAGGAUCCUCUGUAAUAGUCCACCAUGCAGUACGGUCACUGCCGUGUGGACCCAGCCCCAAAUGUCAUCUGCACUAUAGCACCAUACAGUACCGCAGAGGAUCUCAACCUCUGGCAAUGAGGGUCACUUGCCUCCAAACUAUGACUCCUAUGAUAAUAACGACGGCUAGUACCUAUACUGGAGUGUUAUGCGCGCCUUAUUGUGCGGUUU
Messenger RNA from Triticum aestivum (bread wheat), 2933 nucleotides. RefSeq names its product sucrose:sucrose 1-fructosyltransferase-like. Gene Ontology annotation, molecular function: hydrolase activity, hydrolyzing O-glycosyl compounds. Bases 739 to 2688 code for a protein of 649 amino acids. NCBI's taxonomy places the organism in Eukaryota, Viridiplantae, Streptophyta, Magnoliopsida, Poales, Poaceae. The transcript has 4 exons. Gene Ontology annotation, biological process: carbohydrate metabolic process. The record is from RefSeq and is a predicted model, not a curated record.